AUGUGGGUUUGUUUGUCCGAGCUCUUAGGAGAAUCACAACAGACCAUUUUGAUGUAUACUUUCAUUUGUGGCGUGACGGAGGUGCUGACUGGCUACGUGAAUGGAGAAGAUGGGAGAAGGAAGAAGAAGAUAGUUGGACAACAAAGAUCAGUAGAAAAAAACAAGUGCAAGCUGUCUGGUAAGAAGGUCUCCUUCAGCAGAAAGUUAGUACUGGACUCUCCAGUGAGCAAAUCUUGUCCCAAAGAACUUUCUUCAGUAAUCAAAGUUGGAGAUUUAUUUUGCCCAGUCCCAGUUCUGACUUCCUCUCCAGUGUUUUUUGGCCUCCCCUCAACUCCAUUGGGGGGUGAGAGAUCCACUGUUUUUUGCCUCGAUCACGUUCAAGGCUCGGAUUCUAAGUUUGGAGACGUCCCUGGCAGCUCUGGUAGCUCUGAUGACCCCUCUGUUAUUGCUGAUACUAUUCCAAGCAACCAAGUUCAAAGUGUUCGAGGUAUUCAAGCUGAUCGAGCUAUCCAUAAUACUCAGCCUGUUCAUGGUGUUCAUCAUCAGCAAAGAGAUAGUUCGACUGUCCUAGUCAGUGAUGUUUUUCAAACUCUCAAAAGUGAUCUCGGCAUUAGCAGUCAUAACUGCAAAGUUACCAAAGCUCCACAGCCAAGACAGGAUAAUGACAAGCAUCUCCCCCAAGGUGAUCGAUUUAACUUCUCUCUCAGCACUAAUGUUAGGCUCUGCUUUCGUUGCUUAAGCCCGAAUCAUUUAGUUAGGGAGUGCAGAGGAGAAAUUAGGUGCAUAUAUUGCUUUUCCUAUGGCCACCGUGCCCGAUUUUGUGUCAAACGAAAACUCGACCUCCAGCAUAAAUGGGCCACCAAGCCCAACAAGCUCACAUCCGGGACAGUUUGCGUUGAAGAUGGAAUCGAUAAGUCUCCCCCCAUCCAAUGGUCUAUAGGGCCCAAUGCAACGAGUGCCCCUUUGCCUUCCCCUGUCUCACAAACUGUGACCCUCUGUAUUCCCCCCACCCAGCCGGUGGAACCUGCUCACAGUGGCAACCCACACCCUUUUGAGGGUUCGGUGGUCCCUGAAGAAGAUGAGAAUAUUAUCCAGAUGACUGAUCAGCUCAUGGAACAGCUAAUUGAAAACAAUCAGAAUCAAGAGGCCAUGGAGGAAGACCAGGGAUCGGCAGUUUUGGGUGUUGCAGCCUCAUCCUCAGCUGCUGCAACUCUCCUUCAGCCUAGACAGAGUGCUGUUAGAGAAGUCAACAUUGAUAACCAGAUGACAGUGCAGGACUCCCUGAUGAUCAACCAAGUUAAAGCUGCCCAAAAUCAUUUGCAGGCCAACGUGAACCUCAAUUGGACAGCAGCAGUGCCUAUCAGGAUCAAUAACUGCAAUAUCAGUUUGUCAGAAAGCCAAGCAGACAUUGAACAAAGAGAGGCUAUCACAAAAUUCCUUGCUGAUGGGCUGAGGCAGUUAAUGGCCAAUUACGGCAAUGCUAACUCCAGAGUAAUGGGAAGUCUUGCCAUCAAAAGUUCUCUCGUAAAAAUUGACCUUGCUGCCCUAGGGAUCACAUCCCUCAAUAUUGUCGUCAACAUUCCAGACCAGAACAAUAUGGAUGGCCCCUCUUUUGGCUCCAAACUGAUGCUUCAUGAGCCACUAGUAGCUCAGCCUGAGCCAUACCUGCUGGUGCCACCUGCUAUCGCCAUGAACAAGCCCGCACAAAUCACUAGGGUGUAUUACAGAAGAAGGUUCAAAAACAAGGGUGACAGCUCAAACAAGGGUGAAGAUUCUAGGAGACAGAAGAGAAAGAUCUGUUCAAGCAAAGGCGAAAAUUCUAAGUCACAGAAGAGAGAGAGCAGUACUCCUACCUCCACCAUAAAGCUUAGAAGGAGCCCAAGAUUCAUAGAAAAGCUUGAUGGACACAAACCUGCUGUCAUUCCCACUGGAAAAACACAUACCAGAAACAAGAACAAAGGCAAAAAGGUCAAGCCCCAGACUGAUCUGCUAGGCAACAUCUUGCUUUCACCUACUUGCCAUGCUUUUGAAUUCCCUAGCCUCUCAACUAUUGUCAAGCAUUCUGAUAUGGGUACUAUUUUCCCCCAAAUUCCUGUCACUGAAAUACAGAAGUUAGCCACUGAAACCUGCUGCAUUUCUCCUUCGGAGGUGACAGCCGAGCUCCUCCUUGACUCCAGGCUUGAAGACGAAGCAGGACUCCACGCCUUUUCUUAG
Messenger RNA from Miscanthus lutarioriparius, 2214 nucleotides. The record is from the annotation of a GenBank genome assembly. NCBI's taxonomy places the organism in Eukaryota, Viridiplantae, Streptophyta, Magnoliopsida, Poales, Poaceae.